Lactuca sativa (garden lettuce) is the source of this 1775-nucleotide messenger RNA. RefSeq names its product zinc finger CONSTANS-like protein (DUF3537). NCBI's taxonomy places the organism in Eukaryota, Viridiplantae, Streptophyta, Magnoliopsida, Asterales, Asteraceae. The record is from RefSeq and is a predicted model, not a curated record.
UUCGUCCGAAAAAAAGUUAAGUAGAGCAAGAAAAACCUAGAGAUUGAAGCAAAGACGAUAGCGAUGCCAUUUCUCCUCUUUAAAGGCACCCUAAAAUUCAAACUGCGUUCAAAUUAAAUGGUUUCCAUUCCAAUCCUCUUCUAAAAUCUACAGAUUUCGCAUGAACUCCGACAAUUACGUAACACUUUCUUGUGCCAAAUGUCAGAUCACUCACCAGCGCAAAUAGAACAGGAAUCGAAAGAAGAAACCCCCCCAAUCAAAACCCCUCUUCUUCCCCUCAUUCCGGACCAAACCCAAAACCUAAAUGAAGAAGAUGAAGAACAUAAAGAGGACGACGAAGAAGAAGAAACCCGUCUUGAUAAAAGCCUUCAAAGGUUGAAAUUGAUUUUAAUUUUGUUGGGUUUCGAUCAAACUACUGUUUUGAGAUUUGGGAUUUCUUGGGUAACGUUUUUGGUAAUUGGGGUUGCGGUUCCUGUAAUUGUGCUGUGGCUGACCACCAACUGUGUGAAUUGUGAUCUCUACCAAAUCAAAGGCUUUGAGCUUAUCAUCGUUGCUUCACAUGCUUGUUUGGCAGCUGUUUCUCUGCUUUGUCUUUCCCAUAAUUUGAGGAAAUAUGGUCUUCGAAAGUUUCUGUUCGUCGAUCAGUAUAGUGGCCAUGUCGAAAGAUUCUCAAAGGAGUAUAUCCAGAAAAUUUCUGAAUCUAUACGAUUGCUAAUACUAUGGGCUCUGCCAUGUCUAAUUUUAAAAAUAGCCCGUGAAGUGAUUCGUAUUACAUACAUGCACAAUGAAUCAUGGUGGAAGUCUUUAGGGAUCCUUGUAGCUUUGACUUGGUCAUGGGCAUAUGUAAACUUCAUCUAUUUAUCAGCAUGUCUCGUGUUCCAUUUAGUCUGUAAUUUACAAAUCAUCCAGUUUGAUGAUUAUGGAAGACUCUUGGAAACAGAAACCGAUGUUCUUGUAUUCAUAGAGGAACAUGCUCGUUUACGCCAUGAUCUCUCAAAAAUAAGCCAUAGGUUCCGAAUCUUUCUCAUACUCAUGUUCACCGUUGUCACAUCAAGCCAAUUUGCAAUGCUGUUUCAAAUCACCGAGUUCAGUAACAAAGUAACCUUUAUAAACAGCGGUGAUUUUGCAGUGUCAUCAAUUGCGCAAGUUGUGGGGUUGAUUUUGUGUUUGAAUGCUGCUGCGAAGAUUUCUCAUAGAGCUCAAGGGAUUGCAGCAUUAGCAAGUAGAUGGCAUGCAUUGGCUUCAUGUGGUCCAGAUGAUGCGUCGCAUAUGAGAGUUUCUAAUCAAGCGAUGAGUGUGUCUUCUGAAAGUGAUUUGGAGGCAAUGAGUUAUAUACCCCUUCCUACGAAUACGCAAUUGGCUUCUUAUCUGUCUUCCUACCAUAGGAGACAAGCUUUCGUGAUGUAUUUGCAGAAUAAUCCGGGAGGGAUUACUUUGUAUGGAUGGACGGUGGAUAGGAGUCUGAUAAACACCAUCUUCUUUAUUGAGUUGUCUCUGGUUCUAUUUGUUUUGGGAAGGACUACGGUUUUCACAAGUGAGACCUUGCCAUGAUUAUUAUGGGUUCUAUUUGAUGAUACCCAGAGAACAUAGAAUGAAGGAAAAUGUAUUAUCAUAUAUUGGUUUUGGGUCUGCUAUUUAUAACUGUCGUUACAGUUAUAGUUGCAUUCUAACUUCCAAGAGAGAAGGACUAAAGUCUAUUGUUUUUCUCUAGAAGAAGGGCUCAUUCCUGUAAAGUGGGUAGAGUUGUGUAAAUAAGAAAUUUUAAGUUUUUAGCU